Messenger RNA from Magnolia sinica, 620 nucleotides. RefSeq lists its product as uncharacterized. Lineage: Eukaryota; Viridiplantae; Streptophyta; Magnoliopsida; Magnoliales; Magnoliaceae. The transcript has a single exon. The record is from RefSeq and is a predicted model, not a curated record. Bases 54 to 497 code for a protein of 147 amino acids.
AUCUUCUUGCGUAACUAAUUCCUGAUAUCUUCCUCAGUUUCCUCUCUCUAAGGAUGAAUAUUCUUUCCUUUCCUUCUUAUAAGCUUCUUCCUCAGCCAUUUCAUUCAAACCUUUCUCCUAUUCUUCCUUUCCGCCCUAAGAGAUUGCGGAUCACAGCAUCAGCUGCACGAAACAACGGCCACGAUUGGGGUUUUGGAGGCCGAUCGGUGGAUGAGGACAUGAUCGUCCUGCGGCAGCGUAUACAUGAGAUGAAGAUGGAAGAGAUGAAUUACGAGCCGCCUCUCCAUUGGAUGGAGUGGGAGAAGAGAUAUUACACGUGUUACGAUUCGGACGUGUGCGAGGCGGUCGGGCUAUUGCAGACACUGUUGAUGAAUACCAGGCCAAGCUUGGCUAUUGGUACGGUGGCACUUGUUGCUUUGAGUAUCCCCACAUCAACGGUCAUGAUCAUCUUUCAUUUUAUUGAGUUUGCCAAGACCAUUUGUUUUCACCUUUUAUGAAAGUGUAGGUGACUCUACGUAAAUAUAAAAAUUAAUAGGUUGUCCAUAUUUUUGUAUGGAUGGAAUAUUAAUACCUUAUUAUUUUAACUGGAUGAAUAAAUUUUAAUAAUAAUUUUGAGUUGA